AGUUUUUGUCCUUUAUUUAUUUAUUUACUUAUUAUUUUAUGGGAUAUUAACACAAACACUAUAUAUACCCUAUUAUAUAUGCUCCAAACUUAAGAACUCCAAAACAUCCAAUUAGGUGAGCAGAUAAAUCAUCCUUUAAUUUUCCUUGUGAUCUUAAUCGGCCAAAUGGGUAGCCUCGAUUUGGAAGAUUCACAAAAAUGCAACAUUAAUCGCCCGGUAGAAAAUCUUUUAGAUCCUAACGAGUUUAGGAGGCAAGGCCACAUGAUAGUCGACUUCAUAGCUGAGUAUUAUAAAAACAUUGAGAAAUACCCUGUUCUAAGUCAAGUUGAACCCGAUUAUCUUCGAAAACUGUUACCAAAAUCUGCCCCUGAUUAUCCUGAGCCCAUUGAAACCAUCAUCCAAGAUGUGCAGGAUCAUAUUGUUCCUGGUCUAACACAUUGGCAAAGUCCCAACUACUUUGCAUAUUUCCCUUCAAGUGGUAGCAUUGCAGGGUUUCUGGGCGAAAUGCUAGCCACCGGAUUCAACGUUGUCGGGUUCAACUGGGUGUCAUCGCCGGCUGCAAGUGAGUUGGAAAGCAUAGUCAUGGAUUGGCUUGGACAAAUGCUUUGCCUACCAGACUCUUUCCUUUUCUCUGGUAAAGGUGGUGGUGUUUUACAAGGAACCACUUGUGAGGCUAUUUUGUGCACUCUAGUGGCUGCAAGGGACCAAGUGCUGAGUAAAAUUGGGAAACAAAAUAUCGGAAAGCUAGUUGUGUACGGUUCCGACCAAACACACAGUGCAUUUCAAAAAGCUUCCCAAAUCGCCGGAAUCCACCCCAGCAAUUUUCGUGUCAUCGAGACCACAACAUCAACAUCAUUCGCUCUCUCUCCUGAUUUGCUUCGCUCAACAAUUUGUUCGGAUAUAGAAGACGGUCUGGUUCCAAUAUAUUUAUGUGCCACGGUGGGGACCACUUCAACAACAGCCGUUGAUCCAUUAGGACCUCUAUGUGAUGUGGCAAACGUUUAUGGAAUAUGGGUCCAUGUUGAUGCUGCAUAUGCUGGAAGUGCCUGCAUCUGCCCAGAGUUUCGGCAUUUCAUCGAUGGUGUUGAAGGUGCGAACUCGUUCAGCUUCAAUGCGCAUAAAUGGUUCUUCACCACCCUCGAUUGCUGUUGUCUUUGGGUGAAAGACCCAAACGCCUUAAUAAAAUCACUCUCGACAAACCCUGAGUUUCUGAGGAACAGAGCCACUGAUUCAAAGCAGGUGGUGGACUACAAAGACUGGCAAAUAGCACUAAGCAGGAGAUUCCGAGCCUUGAAACUAUGGCUUGUGCUGAGAAGCUACGGUGUGGAAAAAAUUAGGAGCUUGCUCAGAAGCCAUGUUAACAUGGCCAAGUUUUUUGAACAACUCAUUGGUAGAGAUGAGAGGUUUGAGAUUGUCGCUCCUAGAAACUUUGCCUUGGUCUGUUUUAGGGUUUCACCUUCAGCAAUUAGCAAAGGAAUUAUUAAGAGUGGUGGUAUUUCGGAGAAUUAUUAUUUGGGGGAAAAAGAUUCAAAGGAAGAUGAAGAAAAGUACUGCACAAAUGAGAUUAACAAGAAGUUGCUGGAGUCCAUCAAUGCAUCAGGGAGGUUAUACAUGACACAUACGGUGAUUGAUGGUAUGUAUGUGUUGCGUUGUGCAAUUGGUGCAACUUUGACAGAGAAAUCACACAUCAUCAUGGCUUCCAUGGUGGUGCAAGAGCAUGCAGAUUCCAUCUUAAACAUGUAGAGAUCUCAAUAUCUUUGAAAAACAAGGAUAUAUUUUAUGUGAUGCAGGUCCAUAAAGGAUUAUUGGUCCAAUUCACCUACUUUACAAGCGAAAAUAUUUGGACCAAAAUAUUUUAUUAUAUAUAUGUCACUGUUAUUUCUUUUUGAGUUUUGACUAGGUUUCAGACAAGUAGAUUUAAGGUUUUCAAGUUAUAGAUGGGUAUAACUAUAAUAUUGUUUAUGCAAUCAAAUA
Messenger RNA from Ziziphus jujuba (common jujube), 1974 nucleotides. RefSeq names its product tyrosine decarboxylase. Gene Ontology annotation, biological process: amino acid metabolic process. The transcript has a single exon. The coding region runs from base 166 to 1743 and encodes 525 amino acids. Gene Ontology annotation, molecular function: pyridoxal phosphate binding; carboxy-lyase activity. The record is from RefSeq and is a predicted model, not a curated record. Lineage: Eukaryota; Viridiplantae; Streptophyta; Magnoliopsida; Rosales; Rhamnaceae.